AUGCCGCCGGCAACGUCGAAGAAACGGUCAGCUACAGCGUCGAACCUCGAACACACAGCUGCCCCUGCCGGACCGUCUAACAAUGGUGCCGCUGCAACUAAUACCAUUCCCGCAACCCAGAUGGCCUUUGGCAUGAGCCACAUUGUCAUCUAUCAAGAGCUCAUGACCAUGCGUCGUGCUCUUGAUGACAUUUCUCGUCGCCAGGAGAAGAGCGACGAGACGAACAAAAACAGCGAGACGAGGCUGCAGGAGCUGCAGCCCAUGCCUAAGCGACUGGAUGAUCUGGGAGCCGAACUGAACAAUCACUAUGCAGCAGCAGAGGGAAAGAUCCGGAAGCAGGAGGAAGAGCUUAGAGCUUUUGCAGAUAGGCUCUUCCAGGGCGAUGAAGAGAGGGCGGCUUUGGACCGCAAGGUUGCACAACUCGUCGCUGAGCAGUCCUUGCAGGCGACGCAGGAUGACCCAGAUAACUUUCGGGCUGUUGUCAGAAAGAGGCCUCGAGCUGUCGACAGUGAGGAGCCUAUCUCAGCGCCGCCCAAGCCUCAACAGCAACCGAAGAGACGCGUUAAAUUGGUCCCCGAACAAUCCAAGUCUAGAGCCCCCAAGUCCAACCCGGCAAAGUCCAAUGCUCCCAAGCGCCUCCCAACGCAAUUUGAGAUCUUCCAGAGAUACAAGCAAGGCAAAAUGGAUGAGUACUACCGAGCGCCUCGCAGGAGGGGCAACGAUUUGAGGAAAUUCAUCAACGAUUUUAUUCAGGGCAUUGAAGACGAAGGAAUUUCUAAUUCUGUGCAGGAUAACCUCUUGAAACAGUUUUCUGGCUCAGUUCGGAAACUCAAGACCCGUAAAGGAUCCCGAUUCAUUGCCAUAGGGAAUGAGCUCCAAUGGGAAGAUAUCAGUCAGGUUGUUGAUGACCCGAAGCUACGAGAUGAUUUGGAGUGA
Colletotrichum paranaense is the source of this 936-nucleotide messenger RNA. RefSeq lists its product as uncharacterized. The record is from RefSeq and is a predicted model, not a curated record. NCBI's taxonomy places the organism in Eukaryota, Fungi, Ascomycota, Sordariomycetes, Glomerellales, Glomerellaceae. The transcript has 3 exons. The coding region runs from base 1 to 936 and encodes 311 amino acids.